This is a messenger RNA of Poecilia reticulata (guppy), 2471 nucleotides long. RefSeq lists its product as uncharacterized. NCBI's taxonomy places the organism in Eukaryota, Metazoa, Chordata, Actinopteri, Cyprinodontiformes, Poeciliidae. The record is from RefSeq and is a predicted model, not a curated record. Gene Ontology annotation, cellular component: cytoplasm.
CUUCAGGAAGCGUUUGCUUUGUUCAACAACCCUCAGCUCUCUUUGUUAUGCAAAUGACUGCCGUGCCGUUGCCGAGUACCUCUGCUUUCCAGACCAGUGGAAAAAUGUGUGCAAUUGUAAAUGUCAUCUGUCUAUAUCUCUCAGUGUGGGGUCACAAUCAAACCAUUUUCAGUUGGAGAUUACAGAGGUUCAGAAGCAGAGAGGAGAAUUUUAAUGUUUGCUGCAAUGACAAGGGGUUCAAAUCACACACUGGUAACCACAAGGACAGGGAUCGAGAGGAGCUGCUGCGCACUGUGUCGACAACAGAAAGCCAAAUCUGAAAACAUUUGCUACUUUUCACAUUCAAGACAGAAGGAGGAAUAUCAGACGAAGACUCCCUGCAUUAAGACACGUGUGAAGUUUUGUUUCAAGGACAAAGUGAGGAUGGAACAAAGGGAGCCGACUGUGGAUCCUGCUGCUGAAGUUGCGGAGGGGAGGUUUAGAGAGUUGGCCACCAAGUGGUUCAUAGAUUCUCAACUGCCUCUUAUUGUCAACAACGGCCUCUUCCCCAGCUGGUUCCUGGGCUUCAUUAGCAGAAAAGAUGCUGAGGACAUGCUUAGAGAAAAGGAGCUUGGCUGUUUCCUGAUUCGUCUCAGUGAUAAAGCUAUUGGAUAUAUUCUGUCGUACAAAGGCAGAGAUCGAUGUCGCCACUUUGUGAUAAGCCAGAGCGAGACGGGACGGUUUAUAGUGUGCGGAGACACAGAGGGACACAACACUUUGUUCGACCUAAUAGAACACUAUAAAACAAACCCAGUUGAGCCCUUUGGAGAAUAUCUGACAUUUCCAUGCAAUGGGGAUGUCAAUGAGGACCUCUAUGAUAUCAUCCAGGUCAACCCCAAAGAAAAACCGGCUGCUCCUCUCAGAGCAGCAAAGAAAGUACAUAAGCAGCAGAUGAACUCAGCCACAGAGCAGCAACCAGUGCGGGCACCAAGGAUUAACAGGACUCAAGAGGAAGUACCACCUUUGCCACGGAGGACCAGGCACGUGGAGAGCGCCCCAGUCAGUGACAACGAUGGAGUUCUUUAUGCUCAGCUUAGGAAGCAAACGCCUAGAGCCCAUCACACCUCCAGGGACAAGUCCCCCAGCUCAAAUCAAGGCAAAGCCGAGAGGCUGAACACUAAGGAGCAAAAGAACGGCAGGUGUAGUCCUUCAUCUGACCCUGAAUCUCUCUACUCCGAGCUCAACGCGCUUGACAGCAAGAGCAUGUCCCUGCCUCUGCUGGACAACAUCUCUGAUGGCGAGCAAUGCUACAGACUGAGCGUACCUCCUGACACGCCGCCACGACUUUCCCCGAGGCCAGUCCGGCAGGCCUCUGGCGGCAUCUCGCAGUCAAACAGCAGCCACAGCCUGGACGCCCUGAGCGACCACUCGGUCUAUCACCUGGCUGGCAGCCACAGCCCAACAGCAUCUGAAACUGCAUCAUCCACAGAGCAGCUCGAAGACUCCCUGUAUGCCGAGGUCUCCAUUGAAGCCCCCGUCGUUGAUAAUGACAACACUUAUGAGAUCCUCCCCAACCACAAGGAGCCCGUCAAGCCUAAAGCCAACAGCAACACUCAAGAGCCUGGGGAGGAGACCAAACGCAAGUGUAGCCACGCGUCCUGGGGGAUAAAGAAUGACAAAUGGAAAUGGCUUUUCCCCGAGACCAAGAGGAAGUGACAAACCAACUAACGAAGAAAAGGCUCACCUAAUUUCACUUAUCUAACACUACUUUGCUACUUCUGUUGUAUAUUUGCUUUCAAUGUAUUUAUUUAAAACCGAUCAAAGUUACCUUUGUACCCAUCUAAUUGAAUUUAUUAAAGCUGUUGAAAAUGUAUAAAAUUGCUUCAAUAAGCCCAUUUCAGUAAAUUAGACAUAUUUAAAUCACUUUUUUUUUAGAGCUACAACUAAACUGCUGUGAGAGAUAAUAAGCACUAAAUGCAUGUUCAUAUAUGGGCAUGGAAACAUGGAGGAAAAACAAACAUUUAAUGGAAACUUGUAUGGAAAUUGCUGUCAUCUGGAAGGGAAGAACAAUCUGAUAUUUUUGUAGGGGAGAAUGUCAAAUGAUUUGCCUCACAUGAGUUCCUGGAGAAGUCCAGACUAAUGAGCCAGUUUGGCCACUUAAAAAGAAGAAAAUAAGCAAGGUUAAUGAUAGAUGACCUCUGCGUCCUAAUAAGGAAACACUAAUGCAAAAUGCUGGGCUGUUGUGGAACGGCAGAGGCAUUUCUAUGUGCAGAUAUCAAAAUGCAAAUAACUGCUGAAUUACAACGUAGGAGAAAUACCUCCCAGUGUUAUCAGAACUCUUGCUGUGUAUGGUUCGCUCUUACUUACUUUAGCUCUCCAUAGCUGCCUGGAGAAGCAUUCCUGUAAUGCAAGGCCUCGUGUGGGCACGUUCAGAGAAAUACAGCGCGCUCACGGGGGAAAAGGCUUGCACCUGAUAUUUUGCUGCCAUCAGA